Molecule: messenger RNA, 2874 nt
Organism: Babesia microti strain RI
Lineage: Eukaryota; Apicomplexa; Aconoidasida; Piroplasmida; Babesiidae
Product: conserved Plasmodium protein, unknown function
Exons: 4
Coding region: 1-2874 (957 amino acids)
Source: RefSeq, a predicted model, not a curated record
AUGGAUGAACGAUAUUCAUAUAGUCUAUUCAGCAUUCCUUAUGCCAUAAAACCCUUUCAAUCCAAUCCAUUCAAAGCACAACUUUUAGACACACCUGAAACUCAUUCAUUGUUUCGUACUCAUUUGUCCAACAUAAAGCAAUCACUUAAUGGUUUGGAAAUAAAAUCAUUAACUACUGAUGAUCACAUAAGGAGUUUAUACAUUCUUUCAAUUUGUUAUAAAUUUGAACCUUUCAACAGUAAAUCACCAGAUCUUUCUCUGUACGCAUCAUCACUUAUAACAAAGAUUGUGUUUAAUGGCAACAAUCACUCAGAUUUGGAAAAGUCAGUAAGUCAAUUCUUUGAGUUAUUAACAAGUAAUGUAAAGACCUGGGAUAGCAAGGUAUACCAAUUGUAUUAUCUGUGCCUUGAAUUAUUGGUUAAGAAAGGUUACAGAUCGUUGAAGGGGUUUAGUGACAAUUUGUACAAGAAUUCAACAUUUGCUAUCAUAACACAGUUAACGAAAUUGUUCACAGAGGAUUUUUUGUGUAAUUUAGACCUUUACAAUGAACGUCAUGAAACGCACUAUGGGUCAGAUAGUGAUAAAAAGUCUUGUUACGUGUUUCCCGACCGUAAUCCAAGAAAUAGAUCAUUUUUACUAUCUAAACACUUAAUGGUUCUAACACAGCUUAUAGAACAUUUACCUAAUGACCACCAAGUUUUUAAUUCAUUUCAGUGGAUCAAGGAGUUCUACUCAAAGCUCUACAAAAUUUCCAAUAAAAGACUAUUCAUUUCGGGAUACAAACUUCUAAUUACCGCCUACCCAAACGAAAUAGCAUCCAAUAGUUAUUUUGGCAUAACAAUUUUGUUUGAAAAUAUCGCAAACAAUAUGGAUAUUAUUCAAACAAACUUGAUCAUUAACACUCUAAUUCAUUGUCUAUCGGAUCUAAAGUUUUCUUCCUUUGCGCAAAAGAGUAUAAAUGUCAACAAAGUGGCAUUUAUAUUCAUUCUUAACGCAUCAAAACUUAUUUCUACAGAUCAAAUUGAUGGGGUGAUCGAUAGUAAACUAUUUAAGCUAUUUUUUUAUUUGUUGAAUACAUUUACACGCACUCUUAGAUCCAUUGGCGCCAUACUACGCGGCGAUGACGUUAAGAACAAGAAUAUCUACUCAACUAUAAUCAAAAGUUUUGAUAUACUUAUCGACUACGUUCUUAAAUGCUCAGGAGGAGGUGAUAAUGUCGAAGCUUGUAUUCCGUUGGUGCUAGUUGUUUCUAUGUUACUAAAGAGUGCUGGGGGUAAAGGUCUAUCUUAUAUCCAGCAAGAAAAGAGGAGAAGUGUGGCUAAGAUGGUUAUAUCCAAUUUUUUUGGCAAGACUAGGAAUGUAAACCAAUAUGAGAGGGAUUAUUUUUCAUUAUUUAAUCUCUCUCUAGUGGAUGGGUUGUUAAAUUCGUCACUAAGAAAUGAUGUUUUGGAUGCUUUAAAAGAUAAAUGCGAUGUAAUCAGUGACAUUGUCUCGAGUAGUUUCAUAUCAGGUGAUCUAAAAACUGCUGCAGGGGGUCUAAUCGUGUUGGAUUACUUUGGCACAAAAUGUAGCGUUGAAAGGAAAGGAAUAGAGGCUGGGGUUUGCUUUGAGAAGGAUGUAUUUAUACGUUUUUUGUGCCAUUUGACUUCCAUUAAGUCUAGAGAGUCUGACAAUGAUAAUUUGCUGCAAAUUGGAUUGUUUGGUUUGGCGCAAAUUUCACCUCAAUUCUUACAGUCCUUAUCACAAAAUUACGUCAAACAGGUAUUUAAAGGGAUACUAAAAUUGUCUAACGAAACCCCUUUCUCUCCAUUUACAACCGCUAACAGUAAUUUUGGAUCAUUUAUCAUCCACUUCAAUGUAAUCCUACCGCUAGUGGCAAAUGACCCUUAUAAACAAUCUCUGUUCAAGGGCAUGCUAUCUCUGGAGAAAUGCGAUGUUUGGGAGAAUAAGAUUGAGAAUAUGGAAAAGACGUUUAACAGUAUGAAAAUUGAACUUCUCAAUAAAGUGGAGAAAGCAGAGAAGGAGCACGAGGAAAUCGCAAGUAGAUAUGAGCGGCUUGAGAGGGAAGCCCUUGAAUUUAAAAAUGCCCUAAAAUCGGCAGAAAAAAAUAGUGAUAGGUUGUUACAAGAAGAAAGGAGUAGAUUUGACGAGGCCAUAUCGCAAACCAACAAGCAGUUAAGCAAGGUUCAAAGUGAGCUAUCAACGCUCCACAAGGCCAAUAAGGAACUCCUACAUGAGAGAGAUAAGUUAUCAAACGAGGUUAUAGAGGCAAAUGAGAAUGCUAAGAUGCUUGAGAGCAAACUGAGCUCAUACAAGUCAAAAUGCGACUCCCUUUCUAUGCAAUUGAAAUCAUUUAAUGAGAUGUCUGAGCAAUUUAGAGUGUUGAAACAGGAACACUCGCGAUUAUUGAACGAGCAUUCAAAUGUUUCUAAACAUUUCGAGGAAUCAUUUAAAAAACUUAUUCUAAUGGGUCAUUGUUUUUAUACUCUCAAAAAGGAUACUAAAGAGAAGGAGGAAAUACUUGUACAACAGGGUCAUCAAUUAAGUUCACUACAUACACAUCUGCAAGAGAGGGAAAAAACUAUUAAUAAAUUUGAAAGUGAAUUGGAGCAGUUGGAACGCCUAAAACGAGAAUUGGAGGAGCAAUUAGGACGUUUGAAUGCUCAGAUUAAUCAAAAGGAGAGCCUGUUAACCAAAUCAAAGGCUAAAUGUGAAGAAUAUCGCACUAGAAUAGAGCAACUCGCCCAGACUCUUGAGCACAAAUCCCGGGAUUUUCAGGUCCUACAGAAGCAAAUUGCGGAGAAGGAUCGUGAUCUUAAUGGUAAACAGCAGCAGUUAAGAGCCAUCGCAAAUGUAAUCAAUGAUAUAUUGUGA